ACAGCUUCUCUGCAGCACAUCAGAAAGGGAACUCAUAUGGACAGGAAGCCUGUGAGUGAGCGAGAGACAGAGAGAGAGAGAGGGGGUGAAAAAAGGCAACGCCUGCUUUAAGGCAAAACAGAAUACAUGAAGGAUCCGUUUAUGACACAUACAGCGACCGAGCUCCUUUUUUAACUGAGUGGACUGUUCCAUCUGUGAACUAUCAGGGCAGAAUGUCACGACGGGACCAGAGGUUUCGCAGGGGAAUGAAAGGACGGUGUUCUGAGUGCAGCUGUAUCCUGUCCCACUGGUACUAUGAAAGAGAGGGGCAGCUCUACUGUAAGAAGCACUACUGGGCCCGCUAUGGAGAGCACUGCCACGGCUGCAGGGAGAGCAUUACAACGGGACUGAUUAUGGUUGCUGGAGAACAGAAGUACCACCCUGAAUGCUUCACCUGUGUGAGCUGUGAAAUCUUUAUCGGCGAUGGGGAAACCUACACGCUUGUUGAACGCACCAAACUCUACUGCGGCCACUGUUUCAGCCAGAGCGUGGAAUCUACUACACGGUCAGCUUCUCCACUCAGCAAGAGUACCCACAUGGUGGCAUUGGUGUCGUUCCCUCCCCAUGAAGGAGGCCGAAGAGGCCUGACUGUAGCCACUGACCUCAGCCAAGAGAAGGGCCUUCUUGUCACUGUGACAGGGUUAGACUCAGACGCCCUCAGCAUUGAGAUGCCGUCCUCUAUACACACCGGGGACCGAGUAUUAGAGGUCAAUGGGAUACCUGUCUGCAGCAUUUCAGUAGAAGAAAUAAACUGUGUGAUGCAGGACACGAGUAAACCCCUGCAGCUGACCAUCGAGCACAACCCUCAGUUAUCUGACAGCCUCCCUCCCUCAACCAAAGCUCCUGAAGAGGUCAGCUGUCUCGAACCCUGCGUCCACACCAAACUCAAUGCAGCACACAAACUCCCAAGUCUGGAGGAAGAGCCGAGUCAAGAGGAGGAGACGGGUGAAUCACACAGAUUGAGCCUUUCCCCGCCUCAGCAACCAGGGACGACGGGAAUACGAUCCAGACACAUUCAGCGCAGCUGCAGUAUAGAUAAGUGUCCAUUGUUCCCUGGAGCCCUUCCACUUUUAUCUCAAAGAAGAGACAUGGUUCGCUCUGAGUCCCUUCGAGUAGACCCUGGAGAUCGCACCCAUCGCAUCUUCAGACCCUCAGACCUCAUCCACGGAGAGGUGCUAGGCAAAGGCUUCUUCGGACAAGCCGUGAAGGUAACACAUCAGGAGACAGGCGAGGUGAUGGUGAUGAAAGAGCUGAUAAGGUUUGAUGAAGAGACGCACAAGACUUUCCUGAAGGAGGUGAAGGUGAUGCGCUGUCUGGAUCAUCCAAAUGUCCUGAAGUUCAUUGGAUUGUUUUACAAAGACAAACGAAUCAACUUUGUCUCUGAAUACAUCAAAGGAGGAACUCUCCGAGAGACCAUCAUUAAAAUGGACAAGGAGUUCCCCUGGAGGACAAGGGUUGGUUACGCCAAAGACAUAGCAGCUGGAAUGGCUUAUCUACACUCCAUGAACGUGAUCCAUCGAGAUCUAAACUCACACAACUGCCUGGUCAGAGAGAACCAGACUGUAGUCGUAGCAGACUUUGGACUAGCCAGGCUGGUGAUGGAAGAGAAGAAUCAGAGCCGAGUAUCCUCUCUGGAAAGGCCGGCGAAAGGGAGUCUGACAGAGCUCCGCAAGCCUGAUCGGAGGAAGCGGUACACUGUGGUGGGAAACCCUUACUGGAUGGCCCCUGAGAUGAUCCAUGGGAAAAGUUAUGAUGAAAGAGUGGAUGUCUUCUCCUUUGGUAUUAUGAUCUGUGAGGUAAUAGGAAGAGUGAGUGCAGACCCGGACUUCCUUCCCCGUUCAAACGACUUUGGCCUAAAUGUGGCAGGUUUCCUGCAGCAGUACCAUCCUCCUCUGUGCCCGUCCGCUUUCCUGCCUUUAGCGGUCCUCUGCUGUGACAUGGACGCUGAUAAACGUCCAUCGUUUUCAAAGCUGGAGGAGUGGCUGGGAAACCUGCUCAUGCACCUGGACAUCGGACUGCCUCUACCCUCUGAAUUUGAACAGCUUCGUAAAGCCUUCUGGAACAAUCAGAACCACCAGCACCACUCUCCCAACCUGGACACCACUCCUGACUCUCAUGAACGAACCCACGGGUCACCGAAACAAAGCCCUGACACUAAGUCACGUUCAGACAAUACCGUGAAUCACAUAGAGCGGAAUCAUCUCACUCAGAGUGCUGAUCAGGGCAGCACACCUAAGAGCCACAUGGACAAAGACAGACACACACAGGACCACCACGACGUAAAGACUGAGAACAAAGAACCGUGUUCGGGGAGAAAGUGUGAUGGCCAGUUGUGCAAAUCUACAAGCAAAGACUCGUGUAAGAACGGAUUUGAAACUAGUAAACACAGCAACCCCUCAGGACAACCAAACGCCAAGAAUGAGCCCUCAAAACCGCUUCAGGUCAACAACUCACAGCUGGACCAGUCCAGCGGGUCCAGGAGGAGCUGCAGUGUUCAGUGGGACGGCACCAGAGAGGACAACUCUUUUCUCUGACUGCUGAACAUUAGAGCUAAGGCUGGGUAAACCUGUGAAGGACAGUUUUGAGUGAAGACGUGUGUGCCUUUUUACUCAUCAGGAAGCAACUUCAAGUAAUUCAGCUGAAUCUGAAGGAAAACUGCAUCUUCAGUAAAAACUGAGGUGCAGAAUUAAAUCUGCCUUAUAUCAAUCUGUCAAGAAGUAUUUAUGUGGUUUCAACCAGAGCUCAACUGAUAGUGGAUUUACCAAAAUAACAUACAAACUUCAGCAUUCAAUUUAUGACAACAAUAAUAAUAAUACUAUUAAUAAUAAACUGGGGGCUGCAGUGGGUAGCGCUGUGGCCUAACGGCGAGAAGGUUCCUGGUUGGAGUCCCUGGUCCGGCAGGUGCCUUUCUGUGUAGAGUUUGCAUGUUCUCCUUGUGCAUGCGUGGGUUCUCACCGGGUACUCCAGCUUCCUCCCACAGUCCAAAAACAUGCUGACCAGGUUAAUGGGUCACUCUAAAUUACCCGUUUGUGUGAGUGUGUGCACGAAUGGUUGUCUGUCUUUCCAUGUUUGCUCUGUGAUAGGUUGGCGACCUGUCCAGGGUGUACCCUGCCUUCCGCCGGAAGUCAGCUGGGAUUGGCUCCAGCCAACCAGUACGGGAUAAGCAGUCAAGAUAAUGGAUAGAUGGAUGGAUAAUAAACUGUAUUUAUAAAGCACUUUUCUUAACAAAGUUACAGAGUGCUUCACAACAGAAAAUGCAGAAAUAUACAAAGCAAAUAAAAACAGGACAGGAAGCAGAAACAGGAUGUCAGAAUGCAGAAAAAUAGCCAUGAUUUAGGGGUGGAGAAAGGCCUUCUUAUAUGAAAAGGUUUUGAGCGAGGGUUUAAAAGCAGCUAAGGUUCUGGACUGUCUAAUUGUUAAUGGCAGAGAGCUCCACAGUCUUGGAGCUCUAACUCAGAAAGCCUGGUCACCUUUAGUUAUAAGGAGCUGCAUCCACAGAUCUGAGAGCCCACUCAGGCACAUAUGGGGUUAAAAGAUCUCUUAAAUAGUUUGGAGCCUGUUCAUUUAAAGUUUUAAAAGUAAUCAAUAAAAUCUUAAAAUCAACACGAGACAAAACGGGCAACCAAUGUAAGCUGGCGAGCACAGGAGACAUGUAUUUGGUUGUGCCUGUUAAAAUCAGAGCAGCAGCAUUUUGAACUAGCUGGAGUCUGUGCAGGGAGCUCUGACUGAUACCUGUUAAAACUGCAUUACAAUAAUUAAAGGGUGAAUGACUUUGGACGGAUCAGAGGGGGGGAGGAAUGAUCUUGCUUUGGAGAUUUGCUUGAGAUGGAAAAAAAUGGAGUGUCGAGGCAGAGAUCUGAGUCAAAUGUCCCUCCCACUUGUGAUGUUAUUGUUCAGGGGACUGAGUUUGUGAUGAAGGGUGAAGGAGUGAGAACGACCAAAAAUAUGAUUUCAGAUUUGUCAGUAGAAGUAUAGAAGAAAGUAUAGAGUUUUUGAUGAGGAUUCUAUGAUUCCUUUUGUGAAAUGAGUAUCUAAAUGACCUCAAACUAAUCCUUGUCUUGUUCUGGAGCCUUCAGACAACAUGUUUGAUGAUUGUUAUUAUUGGUAAAUCCACGGGUUGAGCUCUGGUGUCACCUUUGUCCAGAAGCUGUGAGACACGAGGCACUUUAUACUUUAAGCUACACUGUAAGCCGGUUAUUUAUCGGGAUGCCUUCAUGUAUUUUCUGUUAUAUUUUUUACAUACAAACUGAGCUGUGAACACUUCAACAUAUGGCUACAACUGUAGUCAACUAACUAAAUACAAUGACUUUUUAAAAAUGAUACAUAUAAAGUAAAAAUCUAAAAUUGAGAGGAUUCAAUUAAAACAUUACUGAGAAUUAAUUGACUUAUUUUUCUACUCAAUUUUCAUCAACCUGAUUUUCAAAUGCAGUCCGUUACCAAGCUAGAGCACACAGUAGUGUAUAACACAUUGAAAUGAAGAGCUGUGUGUGAAGCAGGUAAACACUCACCUGUUGAGGGUGUGUCAGGUUCCUCUGAGAUGGAAACUUCUGUCUGAUUGUUCUUUUUUUUCAAUAAAAGUUGCUGUUAUGGA
Notolabrus celidotus (New Zealand spotty) is the source of this 4630-nucleotide messenger RNA. Its product is annotated as LIM domain kinase 1-like. Gene Ontology annotation, cellular component: neuron projection; nucleus; cytoplasm. NCBI's taxonomy places the organism in Eukaryota, Metazoa, Chordata, Actinopteri, Labriformes, Labridae. Gene Ontology annotation, molecular function: protein serine/threonine kinase activity; ATP binding; protein binding. The coding region runs from base 213 to 2573 and encodes 786 amino acids. The transcript is spliced from 15 exons. Gene Ontology annotation, biological process: positive regulation of stress fiber assembly; actin cytoskeleton organization; protein phosphorylation. The record is from RefSeq and is a predicted model, not a curated record.